Molecule: messenger RNA, 645 nt
Organism: Prunus armeniaca (apricot)
Lineage: Eukaryota; Viridiplantae; Streptophyta; Magnoliopsida; Rosales; Rosaceae
Source: the annotation of a GenBank genome assembly
AUGGCUAACAACCAUGAACAAGAAAAGGAAGAGCUAGAUAAGAAAAUAGAAGAAAAACUCUCUCAAAUUAGGGCACUGGAUGAGCGCCUCAGUUAUCUUCAAUCAAACGGCUUCCAACUUGGAAGCUUCUACUUGGUCUUUCAAGGAGUUAUUCUGACGGCAAUUGCAAAUGCUAACUCAGUCUUCGGAUGUUUAUCCUAUUGGCUGCUCAUCGCCCUUUCUUCAUUAGCAGCCUUCCCUAAUUUGUUUGCAUUGUAUUAUAUUGGAGGGGAAUAUAUCAGAAUCAGCAAACAGCGAGAUAAAUUCUUGCGUGAAAGCGAUGUCUUGUUUACUCGGUUAGCCAAGCUUUCAGAACCAAAUCCAACUUCUUCCACACCUUUCGUGUCAGCGCCAACUUCUCCCGCUCCGCCUUCUCCGGUAGCUGGAACAUCACCUUUCGUGUCAGCGCCAACUUCUCCCUCUCCGCCUUCUCCUCCAGCUGGAAAUCAUAGUUAUACUUCUGGUAAGAGUAUGGUGACCCGAGCAGGUAUGCGUAUCAUCUUCGUUGUCUUCUGUAUUGCUUUUUAUCUGGGCGUUUCCGCCAUCAUGUAUUUGGUUUGCAUAAAGACUCUUCGCAAACCAGGAGCUCAGUGUAAGCAACAUUAA